AUGCACACCUACAAUCUGUCGGCUUUUGAUGUUCAAGUGUGUUCUCCAAAGUAUUGGGCCAUGAUGACAGACCCUAUCAUGUCAUUGGAUACUGCCAUGUUUACUAUACUGGCGGCUCAUGUCGGUCUCACCAUCGGAACACUUUCCCGGCAUCUUCACAAACGGCCAGACCUCCGCCCUCUGGUCAACCGUCUGUUGCGUUUCGACACCGUUGGUAUCUAUCUCCUCACAGAGAGGGGUCACGGUCUAGAUGCAUUCAACAUCGAGACAACAGCUACGAAGACCCCUGAUGGCUUCAUUAUUAAUACACCUCGCGAAGAGGCAUGCAAAUUCAUGCCUGCUUCCACCCCAUCCUUUGGUAUUUCGAAGGUCGCUUUGGUUAUGGCCAGGCUUAUAGUCGACGGCGAAGACCGUGGCCCUCGAUUCUUCAUUGUGCCCGUCUGCAACGAGCACGAAAUGUUCGAAGGUGUCGAGUCGAUCAGACUCGGUGCUCGUCCUGGAACUUGCCCUCUCGAUUUCUCUAUAACGCGUUUCAAUCACGUCCAUGUUCCAUUCAGUGCACUUGUGUCAUCAAACAUCUAUGACCAUUCCCUGCCAGCCUCGCCUCUAGAGAAGUGGUGGGAUGAGGUAUGGCGCAUCCCUCUCGGAACCCUAGCUGUUACAGCACCCUGGAUAUCUUCCAUAAAGGCAGCUGCGUUCAUUGCCGGUCGCUAUUCUAUGCAUCGGUCCCUCGUGGGGAAAGGGGCUAAUCCCAUACCCAUAAUCACAUUCAGGACUCAACAAUGGCCUAUUGCCCACGCAACGGCUGUUGGCCUCGUUAUGAGCAAUUGGUUUCCAAUGGUAGCGAAGAAUAGCGCUGACAAAUCGCUGGACCAUCGUGUCAGACAUGGUAUCGCGGUCAUCGUCAAAACCACUGUUUGUCGACACUUCCAGCGCUGCGUGCCAGAGGUUGCUGAAAGAUGCGGUGCACAAGGCACCUUUGAGCACAAUUAUAUGGCUCGUAUUGAGAAUGACGGCAAAGGUGUGAUCAUCGCCGAGGGCGAUAUUCUCACUUUAUGCAUCCGCCUAUUCUCCGAGCUCCUCCUUCAGCGGUACAAGAUACCUCUUCCAGACCCAAGCGAGUCACUUCUUGCUCGGCACGCAACCUCUCUAUUGGAAGAGAAUAUCAGCCUUCUUAACAGCUUGCGCGGCGGACACCGUAGCGAGUCCUUCAACUCUCUCAUUCUUCCUCAGGCGGAGCUUGCGGUUGAAGCCAUGGGUCACGCGCUUGCUUAUUCCGCCGGUUUGAAAUCUGGUCUUCCGAAGCCAAUUCUUGAUGUGUAUGAAUGUGCCGUCAUCCGCCGCGAUCCAGCAUGGUAUUCGGAGAAUGCUGGCUUAACCCGAAUUCUGCAACGCAUUCGUGAAGAUGAGGCCAUUACAGCAACCCUUCCCCAUCUCGAUACUCACCUCAACAAUCUGGCCAUUGAGGAGUAUGUCUCUGCGCCUAUCGUAUCUGAUGAGGCGUGGAAGGAGUACCACGAUGAAAUGCCCGUUUUCUCUGGUCACGCUAUUCCCAUUUAUGAUCAGGUACCCGUACAGGCCAUGCUAUAG
Suillus discolor is the source of this 1590-nucleotide messenger RNA. RefSeq names its product acyl-CoA oxidase. Gene Ontology annotation, cellular component: peroxisome. Bases 1 to 1590 code for a protein of 529 amino acids. Gene Ontology annotation, biological process: fatty acid beta-oxidation using acyl-CoA oxidase; lipid homeostasis. The transcript has 4 exons. Gene Ontology annotation, molecular function: fatty acid binding; FAD binding; acyl-CoA oxidase activity. Lineage: Eukaryota; Fungi; Basidiomycota; Agaricomycetes; Boletales; Suillaceae. The record is from RefSeq and is a predicted model, not a curated record.